This is a messenger RNA of Chara braunii, 2443 nucleotides long. NCBI's taxonomy places the organism in Eukaryota, Viridiplantae, Streptophyta, Charophyceae, Charales, Characeae. The record is from the annotation of a GenBank genome assembly.
UCGCCCAAGUACUGGUGGUUUAAAAAGGCCUGAAAGGCCCUCCUGUCCAGAUUUGACAGGCAGCACAGCCUUCCUGUUCACAUUUUUUUGUGCCAGGAAGACGACCUGUGAGCGCGUGCCAAUGAAUUGCAAAAGCAAAGGUGAUGACCCUGGUGGAGGAGGCGAUCACCCCAAGGGACCAUCUAUCUACUCUCAUGGGGGGUUUCCAGUGGCUUCGUUCAGCGUCGAGGUUGGGAAAAAAAACCGGAACUUCGGUAGCAGCAGCGACCAGGCGAGUCCUAAUCCCAAUGCAGGCGGGCAAAGGCAGCAGACGGUUGGUGCCAACAGCAGUGGCCCAUCUGUCCCGCCCACGGGGCCGUGUGUGGGGACCACCAACCGCUCUGGUGGGAGCCGUAGCAGCCUGAACAACGGCCAGACGGCCACCACGUUUGCAGCGUCACGAAGCCCAAGUCUCGCGCCAAUCACGCCACCACCCAAACCGCUGCUUCUCGUGUUUCCCGCCACAGAAGGAGAAUAUCCCGUCCUCGUAUUCCAGCAUGGAUUUUGUCUGGUUAAUUCCUAUUACAGCCAACUUCUGCAACACGUGGCAUCCUAUGGGUUUAUUGUCGUCGCACCGCAGAUGUAUACCAUUUCCGGUCCUGAUGCAACAAGGGAGAUUGCUGAUGCAGCGAAGGUUAUCAGCUGGAUGGAGAGAGGGCUAGCAGCAUCGUUUCCUGAACCAUUCCAACACACCGUACGCCCUAACUUAUCAAAGCUGGCCUUAGCGGGCCACAGCCGUGGUGGGAAGGUUGUUUUUGGUAUAGCUAAGGGGACAACGGCACCAAUUUCCCUUAAUAUAUCGGCGUUGAUUGGAAUCGAUCCUGUCGAUGGGACAGGCCAGGGAAAGUCCAUUCCGCCACCUGUGCUAAACUUCUCUAAGAACUCCUUUGGUUUCAGCUUACCCACGCUUGUUAUUGGAUCCGGCCUCGGACCCAUUCCCAAAGGCCUGCUUCUGCCUCCAUGCGCUCCUGCCGAAGUUGGGCACAGAGUGUACUAUGCGGACUCCUCACCCCCGAAAUACCACUGUGUCUUGAAAGACUUUGGCCACAUGGAUUUUCUUGAUGACUGUACGAAAGGGCUGCGAGGUACUCUCUCAUAUUGUGUCUGCAAAAACGGCUCUUGCCGGAAACUGGCAAGGAGAUUCACUGGUGGUCUGCUAGUGGCUUUUUUAAAGGCAGUACUGUUGCAAGACCGAGAGGAUCUUGACACCAUUUUCAACAGGCCAGCACUUGCACCCAUUCAGCUUUCUCUUCUAGAGAAGGAGGAGAUUGUUCAAGCUGGUAGCCCUGCAAUUCAGAAAACAUCUUAGGUGGCAGGCGGCGCUUUUAUAAUCAUAAGACAGGAUCUAUAAUUGAUUUUAAAGCACGAUUUGCAUGGUUGAACGUUACAGAGUGCUUUGGAUUGUGCAACAAUGUUGGCCUUAGAAAUUGUGACUUUCACAUUUAUGUCGCUGGGUUAAACACUCAUUUGGCACCUUUGUACUUCUGUAUCAAAACAGGACGUCGUGUUGCUUCCCGCCAUAGAAGAGAGCUGACUGAAGAUGGCGGUAACGAAUCCCAGAUUAUGGGAUGAAGAUGUCCAACUUGAAUAAUAGUCAGAAGAUGAAAUGCCUAGAGCACGUUAACAUGUUUACGAUGGACAGCCCACUAGUGGCAAUCAAGUUGAACGCUCAUCCAAAGAUGGAGAAUGAAAAUACGAUGUGAGGGAAAUUUGAAUGUGGACAGGUAGUACGAUGCUCCGAGUACUCAUCAAUUAACAUCCGAUGUCUCUCGUCCUUGGGGACAUCCGCCAAAAUUGGAACGAUACAGAGAAGAUUAGCAUGGCCCCCUCCGUAAAGGAUUUUUCAUGGUGAAAAAAACAUUCAAUUUCUCACUAAAUCUGAGAGUGCCCCCUUCCCCCCCCUCCUGCGGCCUCAGUGCUUUGUAUGGUUGAUUCAUCAUGGGACGCUGGACCUGGUUUCCAGCAGGUGCAGCUCCCCACCAAUAGAAAGAAGCUAUCUGGGUGGGAGGGUGCUAUCCGGGGCCGCGAGAGAGGGUUAAUGGAAGGCCAGAAAUUCGGGUUUUUUCGCCACAUCACCACAAGCAAUGUCAUCAAAAAAAUUUGCGAACAAACAAUGCAGGCUUUUUUUUUUUUUUUAAAGAACAACCUGAGUUGAUGCCAGAGGUGCUGAUAUGGGCAGGCACCGCUAGCACUCCCUGGGAGGCUCCAUCUACUGGUGGUGAGCAGCACCUGCUGGAAAGCGGGUCCAGCAUCCCUAAACAUUGGGAAUUGUUGAAUGGCUUUGACUGUGGUGACAAAACGCUGUCUUUUACAGCUACCUAUGCUUGACUCCCAGUUUGUGUAGGCAAUCCAUCCUCCCUUUCCCCUGCCCCCACCCUUCAAUCAGUAAACGCUUCUGGAUUCU